Molecule: messenger RNA, 5424 nt
Organism: Entelurus aequoreus (snake pipefish)
Lineage: Eukaryota; Metazoa; Chordata; Actinopteri; Syngnathiformes; Syngnathidae
Product: ras and Rab interactor 2-like
Exons: 12
Coding region: 82-2838 (918 amino acids)
Biological process (GO): vesicle-mediated transport; signal transduction
Cellular component (GO): endocytic vesicle; cytosol
Molecular function (GO): small GTPase binding; guanyl-nucleotide exchange factor activity
Source: RefSeq, a predicted model, not a curated record
GUUCUUAACAAUCAAGAUGAGAACUAACUGAACAAGCUGAUUGAUGCAUUUGCCCUGGAGAUCGGGGAGUUGAAGAAGGAGAUGGUCCACACCUCUCCAACAGUGGAUCAAGAGCCCAUAGACACAAAAGGACCGGAGAGCGCGGGGAGUGGCGUUUAUCUGGAAUCCCCCAAUUGUGGCGGAGUGAGGUGUGAAAGGGAUUAUGGAUAUGACUCGUUACGGAGGAGGAUGAGCGUGUUGGACAGACUGAGUAAAACCCACCCAGUUUGGCUGCUGCUUGCAAUCAGUGAAGAAGAGGCGACACACAUCCUGCUCAAACAGCCACCAGGGGUGUUCCUGGUAAGGAAGUCAAUGGCUCUGCAGAGAAAGGUCCUCUCUGUACGUGUGAAAGAGGAUUGGUCAGGAAGCUCCAUCAGCCACUUUCCUGUCAGAGAAAGCCAGUAUACAUUCUCCCUUGAUGGAUCUGGGAUCAGUUUUGCAGAUAUUUUCCGCCUGGUGGCUUUCUACUGUAUAAGCAGGGAUGUGUUGCCCUUCCCUCUCAAGCUCCCUGAGGCCAUAGCAUCUGCCAAGACCCAAAAAGACCUGGAGGAGGUGGCUCAACUUGGACCAGGCUUUUGGGACUCGGCUCUGUGCAGCCAGCCGCAGACCUCACACCCUCUCUGUCGCCCUCUGAGUCGAACCCUCAGCCCGCAGAGGACAAGCAGGGCCGGCGAGGACAAGGAGUCGCAGCCGAGCCACUGCGAAAGCGCACCACCAACGUUGCGCCCCCAUGAGAGAAGGCAUUCCAGUGGUCUUCUCUGCUUUGUCAACCCACUCUUUCUCCAGACUCGACAGCGCCACCACUGUGAAGAGAACCUAGUUCCUCCUGCUACUAAGUGCGACUCCGAGGAUGCGGGAACAGAGUCCGUGAAACCGACGAGCGGCGGUCAAGUGAACGAGAGCAAGGUGAACCGUAAUUCCCGCCCUCCUCCCCGACCCCCUCCGCCUCGCUUAAUGCCACGCCGGCGACCCGCUCCACCUCCGCCCGGACAUCCAGCGCCUAUCACCAGACCCAAAAGUAUGCCAGUGGCCGUCCCUGUGGCUCCGAGGCAGCAGCAGCAGCAGGUCCGAACCAGGCGUCCGGCGCCCCCGAGACCGACAAUGGGCGGAAAACACAGCAGCCCUUUCAAAAGUGCCGGCUCACCAAUCCCCGUGCCUGCCGACCCACCCCCUCCAAGACCUACUAAGCCCGAUCUGGAAGCACGCCGCUGCCACAUUGCCCUCGAUGAUGAGACCAUUGCUAAGGCCUUGUCUCAAGCCAAGCUACCGCCGUCCAUCCCUGACGAUGUUCCACCGGAGAAAAACGGAGGGAGUCCAGCCAUCCGGAACGAGAGAGGACUUCAACGGCUUAGCGACAUGAGCAUGUCCACGUCGUCCUCGGACUCUUUGGAGUAUUCACAGUCACCUGGAUAUAUGGUAGAGGACAGUAGUGAGGAGGAGGAGGAGGACGAUGAUGACGAUGACGACGGGGAAGAGGAAGUAGAAGAGGACUAUGGGGUGGGCCUGGAGGCAGACUUAGAAAUGCGUCUCCGUCCUUCCUUCAAAUCUCGGAGGCGCAGGGUGGGCGUGAGCCUGAGUGGGGGAUCAUUUAUUGUGCCUCGCGCCCUUAAGGGACGCUUCCGCAAGGUGAGCGGUAUGCUUACAUCCCUGAUGACUCCAGAGAGACGGGCGGUGAAAAAAAUAGCGGAGCUAUCCAGAGAUAAACGUUCGUACUUCGGCUCCCUGGUCCAGGACUACAUCAGCUUUGUUCAGGAGAACCGCGGCUGUCAUACGUCGGGCAUCGAUUUCUUGCAGACGCUCCGGCAGUUUAUGACGCAAAUGAAGGCGUACCUGUGCCAAAGCUCCGAGCUGGACCCUCCUAUAGAGUCCCUCAUUCCGGAAGAUCUGAUCGAUCAAGUGCUGGAAAAGUCCAUGCACAAGUGUGUGUUGAAGCCACUGAAGAGCGUCAUUGACGUGGCUUUACAUGACUUCCAGGUCAACAGUGGAGAAUGGCAGCAGAUGAAGGAGAACCUGGCUCUUGCUAAGACCAAGAGGCCCCAGGAGCUGGGGGUGGACGGUGCGGUGCCCCCGGACCCUGUGGCUAUUAAAAGAAUCCGACAUAAGUUCCUUACCAUGAGCAAGAUGUACUCACCUGAGAAAAAGGUGUCACUGCUGCUGCGUGUGUGCAAGCUCAUCUACACCAUCAUGCAGGACAACUCAGGGAGGAUGUACGGUGCUGAUGACUUCCUGCCCAUGUUGACUUACGUGGUGGCGCAGUGUGACAUGCCUCAGCUGGACACAGACAUCCAGUACAUGAUGGAGCUGCUGGAUCCUUAUCUGCUCCAAGGAGAAGGGGGUUACUACCUGACCAGUGCCUAUGGAGCCAUGGCUCUCAUCAAGAACUUUCAAGAAGAGCAAGCGGCGAGAGUGCUGAGCUCUGAGACCAGGAACACUCUGCACCAGUGGCACCGCCGCCGCACCACACAGCGCUCGGCACCGACUGUGGACGACUUCCAGAACUAUCUCCGUGUGGCCCUCCAAGAAGUGGACAUGGAUUGCACGGCUAAAACCUUAGUUGUCCAUCCGUACACCACCGCGGAGGACGUCUGUUCACUCUGCGCUCACAAAUUGAAGGUGGCGCAUCCUGAAAACUACGCACUCUUCCUGGUGACGGAAGACACCAGUCAACAACUGGCCCCCGACACACACCCGCAACGAAUCAAGGCUGAGCUCCACAGUCGACCGUGGGCCAAGACUUUCCAUUUUGUCUACAGAAGAGCGCCUGUGGUCAGUCCUACACAUAGUGAAUCAUCUAGUUGAAUAUUAAGGGUAUUUUUCACCGAUAUGCAAGUGCUGGUUGGUGCUGGACAAAGUUUGUGUUUUGAAUAUUACAGUCGCGAUCAAAAGUUGACAUACACUUAUAAAGAACAUAAUGUCAUGGCUGUCUUGAGUUUACAAUCAUUUCUACAACUCUUAUUUUUUUGUGAUAGAGUGAUUGGAGCACAUACUUGUUGGUCACAAAAACAUUCAUGAAGUUUGGUUCUUUUACUAUGUGACCAAAUCUGCUGGGUCAAAAGUAUACAUACAGCAAUUUCCUCCAGAAGGUUUUAUCUGUGUCCAUGUGAGGUCAGAUGAAACAAAAAUUGAGCUUUUUGGCCACAAUACCCAGCAAUAUGUUUGGAGGAGAAAAGGUGAGGCCUUUAAUCCCAGGAACACCAUGCCUACCGUCAAGCCCAGCAGGCAAAAGACAUUAAAAACAACGUUGAGAACUUGUUGAAUUAGGUCCUGAUGUUGAGCAACUCAAACAUAACAAUGUAACAACAUGCUUUUUGAUGACAUUUAAUCAAUGUUGGGUUCUGAUGUUGAUUUGACCUUCAAAAUUGGGUAAUUUCCCAAUCAACAACAUGGAUCCAACGUUAGACCCCAACAAUGUUUCAAUUUGAAAAUACAACGAUUUUGCAUCGUCGUUUCAUACUUGUUGGUCACAAAAAACAUCACAUGGACAAAGAUAAGACCUUCUGGAGGAAAGUUAUGUGGUCAGAUGAAACAAAAAUUGAGCUGUUUGGCCACAAUACCCAGCAAUAUGUUUGGAGGAGAAAAGGAACACCAAACCUACCGUCAAGCAUGGAGGUGGUAGUAUUAUGCUGUGGGUCUGUUUUGCUGCCAAUGGAACUGGUGCUUUACAGAGAGUAAAUGGGACAAUGAAAAAGGAGGAUUACCUCCAAAUUCUUCAGGACAACCUGAUGUCAGAUGAAACAAAAAUUGACCUGUUUGGUGGCGGUAGUAUUAUACUCUGGGCCUGUUUUGCUGCCAAUGGAACUGGUGCUUUAAAUGGGACAAUGAAAAAGGAGGAUUACCUCCAAAUUCUUCAGGACAACCUAAAAUCAUCAGCCCGGAGGUUGGGUCUUGGGCGCAGUUGGGUGUUCCAACAGGACAAUGGCCCCAAACACACGUCAAAAGUGGUAAAGGCAUGGCUAAAUCAGGCUAGAAUUAAGGUUUUAGAAUGGCCUUCCCAAAGUCCUGGCUUAAACGUGUGGACAAUGCUGAAGAAACAAGUCCAUGUCAGAAAACCAACAAAGUUAGCUGAACUGCACCAAUUUUGUCAAGAAGUGUGGUCAAAAAUUCAAGCAAAAGCUUGUGGAUGGCUACCAAAAGUGCCUUAUUGCAGUGAAACUUGCCAAGGGACAUGUAAGCAAAUAUUAACAUUGCUGUAUGUAUACUUUUGACCCAGCACAUUUGCUCACAUUUUCAGUAGACCCAUAAUAAAUUCAUAAAAAGAACCAAACUUCAUGAAUGUUUUUUGUGACCAACAAGUAUGUGCUCCAAUCACUCUAUCACAAAAAUAAGAGUUGUAGAAAGUAUUGGAAACUCAAGACAGCCAUGACAUGAUGUUCUUUACAAGUGUAUGUCAACUUUUGACCGCCACUGCCUAUUCUGUAUGUUUGGAAGAGGAAGUGAGGCGAAGAAGGUUUUUGCAGACUGUUAGAAGACUUAGUGAUGCUUGUUUGUUUGUGGACUGGAGAGAAGUUAAAAAAAGAGCAUUACAGUAUCGUAUUAUUUUUCAUGUCAUUAGCCUUUGCCCUGACUGCUGUGAUCCUAAUCAGCCUUUAAAAGGAAUUAUAAAAUAUUGUAUGCCAGCGUCAGAUUUUUAACCUUAUACUUUAUCAAUAUGAACCACAUAAAACACACAGACUGAACUAUUGUAACUACGAUUUGUUUUUUUGCGAUUGCUGGUCAAUUGCGACUUGUAUUACUUGGAUAAAUAUUUUUUAUAACCACAAUGUUCUGUUUAUUUCUAUAAGUUGGUGUUCUUAUUAACAUGUCUGCACUGGACACAAUAUUGGUUUAAAAGAGACACUAUUUAUAUUAUGUUGGUUACAGUUUUGUUAAAACUGGGGAAUACCAAAGCACGUGAUACAUUUAAAUAUCAAGGCACUUUUUUAAAAUUUUUUAUAAUGCAUGGGUUUUUGUUCAAAAUCUGUUGAAAAUGUCAGACAGAAAUCUAAAAAAUAAAUAAAAAUUAUUUGACAAAUAAUGUAAAUCCAACUAACAUAAAACUCAUUUUAUAGAGAUUAAUUAUAGAAGUGCAUGCAAAAAAUAAUAUAAAUUACAAUGAUCAAAAUGAUUGUAACAUCGCACAGUCACACUCAAUUCUGUUUAUUGAUAUACUUUGUCACGUGCAAUGUUUGGCUCUGACAUAACCGAGACGGCAAAUGAAAAUUAUUGCUCAUAUUUUCAUUUAAAAAAAAAAACAAGUAUACAAGAAGUCAUGUGUAUAAAAAGAGUUACUGCUGUAUCAAAACAUUUAGCAAUCUUGAAAAAAAGGUUUUCCAUGUAAAAUUCUAAAGUAUCCGUUCCUUAAACAAACCAUUAAUGAGGUUAUGAAUUCAAGUUGGUAAUAAAACA